Molecule: messenger RNA, 3450 nt
Organism: Physeter macrocephalus (sperm whale)
Lineage: Eukaryota; Metazoa; Chordata; Mammalia; Artiodactyla; Physeteridae
Gene: C9H9orf43
Product: chromosome 9 C9orf43 homolog
Exons: 14
Coding region: 1589-3055 (488 amino acids)
Source: RefSeq, a predicted model, not a curated record
UAACAUUAUAUUUGCAUUCAAAAACAAAUCCUCUUACAAUUGUAUUUGCGUUUUAGUUCAUCGAAUUGUGCAUCGUGCAUCUUUCCUAGUUAAAAAAACAUUUCCAUGGUUUUGCAAUGGCUUUUUAAAAAAUUAUUAUUUUAUUUUAUUUAUUUAUUUUUGGCUGCGUUGGGUCUUCAUUGCUGCGCGCGGGCUUUCUCUAGUUGUGGUUCUCUUUUUGCGGAGCACGAGUGUGGGCUCUAGUGUGGGCUUCAGUAGUUGUGGCUCAUGGGCUCUAGAGCACAGGCUCAGUAGUUGUGGCAAACAGGCUUAGUUGCUCUGCGGCUUGUGAGAUCUUCCCUGACCAGGGCUUGAACCCGUGUCCCCUGUAUUGGCAGGCGGAUUCUUAACCACUGCACCACCAGGGAAGUCCCUGCAGUGGCUUUUUUUUUUUUUGGCGGUACGCGGGCCUCUCACUGUUGUGUCCUCUCCCGUCGCGGAGCACAGGCUCCAGACGCGCAGCGUCGGCGGCCAUGGCUCACGGGCCUAGCCGCUCUGCGGUAUGUGGGAUCUUCCCGGACCGGGGCACGAACCCGUAUCCCCUGCAUCAGCAGGCAGACUCUCAACCACUGCGCCACCAGGGAAGCCCCCUGCAGUAGCUUUUUAAGUUCUGUCAUUUUCCUAUUACAUUUGUAGCAAUUGUCCUCACUCCUGCAAAGCAGAAAUGCUUUUUUUCUUGAAAUCUGCUGUCUCAGGUCACUCUUAGUUUUCCUGUUUUUGACAGAGACAUGAACACGAAGAAAUAUUUCCCUAGUAUAAAAAAAACAACAGCAAAUGGGAUGAUAAAUGGCAACUGAAACUGCUUCAGUUAGAGAUUAUAGGGUUUGGUGGGAGAACUGUCCACUUGGCUAGAAUACACCUGGUGUAAAGAUGUCAGGAAGUGCUCAGCUCCAGCCAGUUGCUAUCUUGUUGGAAUUGGGCCCCUGCGUUGUUAGAUAUUUUAAUCUUUAAGAGGAGCCAGCAAUCUGGACAUUAUGGACUAUUUCCAUCUUUGCGUAAUGGCUCAAGGUGCAGGCCAAACAAAACAAAUCAUAGGCCAGGUGCAAUCCCAGGCCAAUAGUUUGCUAUCUUUGGUUUAAAUUAUAAGCACUUUAGAAUAGGAACUUAUUUUGUUCUUUAUUGUUCUCUAUGCCCAUAACAGGUCCCCUCACAUAUUUGGUAGUCAAUAAAUGUGUUGAGUAAAGGAAGAAAGAAAUGGACACUGUCCUUAAAAAGUUAUUAGGGAUCAGGUGGUAGUGAUUGCCUAAAACACUUCUAGAGAGAGAAAGAUAACAUUUAUUGAGCACCUGUUAUGUGUCAUACAUAAAAGUACAUUAUCUUAUUUAAUGCUUCUAUGAUGCUACUUAGGGAUUUCCCCUUCCAUAAUUUAUAUGAGGAAACAGGCUGAGGGAGGUGAAGUAACUUGCCCAAGAGCAUACAGCCAGUAAGUGAAAAGCCAGUGGCUUCUGAUGCAACUGUGGGUCGACUGAUUUGCUGUUUGAGCAAACCCAUUCAUUUCUGAGGGCUAGAAAUCUGCAAGGUUGGCUUUUGUCCUAAACCAUUUGUAGCUAUGGACUUGCCAGAUAAAAGCCAGUGGGAUGAAACUACCUGUGACCUGGCUGUUUGUCAGCAUCCACAAUGCUGGGCAACUCUCCGCCGAAUUGAGAAGGGCCACCCUCGAAUUCUGGACUCCUCCCACAAAUCUCCUCUGGAUGCUGAAGACAGACACCCAGUGCUCACCAUUGUAAACAUCGCAGAUUCCUGCUUCCAGGCCAAGAGACUUGCUUGUGGUCAUUUAUCAGGAUUUACCUUCCCCAAGGCUCACUCUUUAUUGUCUCGACGUUCAAAGUUUUACUCCAAGUUUCAACGCAGGCCUUGGAAGGAUUUACCUGACAGAGACUUAAUACACCGUACUAACAGAUCUCCCAAAGCAAGUCACAGAUUACAAAAGCUAUCAGUGCUAAAUUUGAAUGAGACAGAACUUCCUUGUCCUCAAGAUGUAGGAAAUAUGGAUGUAAUCUGGAUCCCAGAGAAGCAUGUGAGUCCAGCUGAGAAGAAGCGUAUUAUUCGCAGCCAGGAUGGGGAGAUGAAAAGAAAGAAAUCUACAGGGAAACACAAGUCAUCUCGGGACACAGAAACACAGUUGGGACCUCCAGGGAUGAUUGUGCCUCCUCCCUCCCCAGUACACUCGUUUGAACAACUAAGUUCAGAAUGCGUACCUUUAUGGAACCAGUAUGACAUGUUACCUCAGGAACUACUGAAGGACCUCUUGCUGGAUAAAGGGAAAACCAUACCUUAUCUGGAGAUGCAGACACAGUUGGCCAUGAUGAAAAAGAAACCUCCCCUGGAAAAGAGCCGACCUGACAGUGCCAUUUCUGCUAAGAUGUAUUUAUCUGUACACUGCCUCACCCUGCAAAGACCAGCAUUGAGAUAUCCUGAACAUUUGAAGAAACUAUAUCAUAACCUGACAACAGAAGGUUACAGGAAGCAGCAGUGGCAGCAGCAGAGGAAGGUGAAGACAGCUACUGGGAAACAGGAGGCUAAAAAGAAAUCCAAGAGUGAACCAGGGAGCCACAACACCUCGCAUAAACGUUCAGGUGCCAUGGUUUAUGACCCACGCUGUGGUCACAGAACUCUACCAGGUCGGGAAAGUGACAAAAAACAGCAGCAGCAGAUGAAGAUAGAAGGCCUCACUUUGAAACAGGAUUCCACGGAGAGACCACAGAUGGACUGCACUAAGAAAAACCUGGAUUCCUUCCCCGGUAGGAAGAGUCCUGAGUUAUCCACAAUAGAAUGCACUAACAAGGACAUCAGGACUCAGAUGGAGAUUUUGCUGGAAGCCCAAGAGAGGACCCCAAACAGUACUUCUAGAACAGGCUGGAACCCUGAGCUCAAACUGCUGAGGAUUCUUCAGGCCACUGAUGAAGAGGACGGGGAGAACCAACCCUCUGGGGCACAGAGUGAAGAGUCUCUGGAGGCACAGGCGGAAGGCAUCAUGGGGCAGCCUUAUUCCAGAGCAGGAUGCUUGGAUUCCUGAGGACAGUGACCUUGGACAUAAGGGCAGGAAGGAGAGGGGACUUCUACUUCCUGGAGCCUCUACCGGGGUCUGACCUUAGGGAUUCUGUUUUCUUCAUUCACUUCUACUUGCUUCUAAAAUAAGCGAGGGAGAAAAAGCCCCACCCCUUUCUAACUUAGACUGUUUCUCUUCCAUUGGGGCCAGGAUAAUUUUAGUGAUUAAAUACAGCUGCUGCUUAUCAAAACUCAUUUCUUUGUUUCUGGGUCACUUUUAUCUCCUCUCUGAAACUGAAAGGUUUCUAGUUAUAGGAAGAUGAAUUUGGCCUGUGGGAACCCCUACUGUGUUGCUUUUCCUCUUAUUCCCUGGAAAUGGUUUAUUUUGAGGAUGGCAUCUGCAUCAUUAUCAAAUAACAUUCA